AUGGCAAGCGAUGGGCUGUACCUUGUAGUACCCGAGAAGGGAGCGCGGCUGUUUGUCGGUACACAGAAAGCCGCUCAAGAUCGAUCGCUCUUGCGACGCCACCGAGUGUCAAGGAUAGUUUGCGUCGGGACACCAGCCUUUCAUCAGGGUGACGAUGAUGAAGUCCACAGCAACGGCAGCAAAAACAUUUCCUACCUCGAGGUUGACAUCCUAGACCUUCCCUCAGAGAACCUGCUGGGGCGAUUAGACAGCUGCGUGUCCUUCAUCGAGGAGGGAAUGAGCCGAGAAGAGAACGUUUUAGUCAACUGUGUCUACGCGCAGUCGAGGAGUCCUACCGUCGUGGCUGCGUACCUCAUGAGACUCAAGGGCCUCUCCGUGGCUCAAGCCAUCGAGCUUGUCCAAGAAGCGCAGCCUACGGUCCACAUUAACCCGGGCUUCCAGGCUCAAUUGGACCUGUAUAGCGACCUUGGCUGCAGACUACCCGCCACAAAGAAGGUCGAGAUUGGGCCAACAGCCCCAUCAGCAGGAGGCAGAGGAGUGGCGCCAGAAGAACCUAUUGGGAUCAGCCAGGAAUCAAAGCCCUCGACUAACACCACCACGGUUUGGGCGGCCGCAACGUAUCGAUGGUUCUUGUUCGCUUGCGGCUUAAAUCUCGGCGGCGGUUUCGGCGGCGAAGGUGGGCAUAACGGUGCAUUCCACGGAGGGGAGGGUUGCGGCCGCCUGUACCGCUGUAAGGCGUGCCGCGCCCCGCUGUUUCGCGACAGCAACGUCCUCGACCACCUCCAUCCCGUUGUUCAAGCCGCGAGCGACAGCACCUUCGCUUCCUUCAGCAAGCACGGGGACGGCAGCUCCUGGAUAAAGGCGAGAGAUGCCGCUGACAUCGCCGCAGCUGGUUCAACAAAAACGGUGGUCCGCGGAGCGAAGGGCCGGCACGACCCAACCGUUCGUCGUGGGGGAGGUGCGACCCAUAGCAACAAUAACUGUGGUAAAAGCGUAGUCUCUUCAGCGGGGAAAGGGAUGUGCACCUCUGUGUUUACGGAAGCCUUGGAUUGGGUAGUUGUUGCGGACAGGGGGCGGCAUUCCGGGCAUUUUGCCCAUAGCUCUGGCAAAAUUUGUUGUCCGGGGAAGAAGGGAACAGUAGUGUGCGGCAGCAAGCUCGGGGCGUGGAGCUUAGACGGGAUCAACUGUAGCUGCGGAAGGUUGGUCAAACCAGCGUUUCAGUUCACGCUAAGCCGGAUUGAGCGCGUUUAA
Messenger RNA from Ectocarpus siliculosus, 1251 nucleotides. Lineage: Eukaryota; Phaeophyceae; Ectocarpales; Ectocarpaceae. The record is from the annotation of a GenBank genome assembly.